This is a messenger RNA of Alternaria arborescens, 1146 nucleotides long. RefSeq lists its product as hypothetical. The transcript has 7 exons. The record is from RefSeq and is a predicted model, not a curated record. Bases 1 to 1146 code for a protein of 381 amino acids. NCBI's taxonomy places the organism in Eukaryota, Fungi, Ascomycota, Dothideomycetes, Pleosporales, Pleosporaceae.
AUGGCAGUGGCAGUUGUGGCUCUUCGAUGCUUUACUCGCGGAUACAUAGUCAAGAAAUUUGGCUUAGACGACCUCUUUAUCGCCAUCGCCGUCACACUUGGAGCUGCACAAACAGUUACCAUCAUAUUACAGAUCAAACAUGGACAAGGACGACACGCAUCGGAGCUACAUGUUGAGCAGUUCGAUGAGAUGCUCAUGUACCAAUGGAUCAAUAUGUUGAUCUAUUUUGUGGCGAAUUGGACUGUUAAGAUGAGUAUCCUAGCUCUCUACUACCGAAUUGGAUAUGGCAAACAGGGUUUGCCAUGGAUCGUACAGUCACCCGCCGUAUGGACAGUAGCUGCCUUCAUGACUGCCUUCAGUUUCUCUGUCUUUCUCACCCAAUUAUUCAUCUGCACACCAGUAUCACGCGUCUGGGACAUCGAAGCUCAACCUGAUGGAUGCAUCAAUGCCGCCAUGUUCAUGGUCAUCUCGGGUGCCAUCAAUGUCGUUACAGAUAUCGUCUUGUUGAUCUUCCCUUUGCCGUUGAUCUGGGUAAUCAAGUUCAACAAGAGACAGAGAACGGCUCUAGCAGUCAUUCUCUCUAUCGGCGUCAUCCCAGUUGUAGCCAGUUCCAUGCGUCUCUGCGAGAUUGUCAUGUCUGACAGUCCCAUCAGACCAGGAAGUACUUGGCAAGAAGUGGAUUUCAGCUGGGGCUGGUCGUGGGUUCCAGUAUGGUCUCAAAUCGAAGUUGACAUCGGUAUACUUGCCGCGUCUCUUCCCUCCCUCUCUCCUUUACUUAAGCAAGUUUUCAACUGCCCUCACCGAACCGCCACACCAUCUGAAGUACCCACCAUACCAGGGUACCGGGGGAGUUGGGGGGAGAAGAACUUGGUCAGCAUCGACGACGAUGACGACCUCGAGAAGGGAACGGGUGGCGCUUUUGACUUUGAUGGGGAGAGAAGACUGACGGUUACAGAGAAGGAGAUGGGAAAGGCUAUGGAUAUGGGAAACAGUUAUUUUGAUGAUAGCAUAUCGGACGUGGGGGAGAGGGAUUCAGUCUACCCGGAAUCGAUGGGUAGGCCUAGUAUUGGCGUAACAAGGACAGCGGACGUGCGUGUUUUGACUAGAACAGGUGUGCCGAGGAUAGUAGAGUAUAAGAAAUUAUGA